Messenger RNA from Coffea arabica (coffee), 1333 nucleotides. Its product is annotated as protein ACCELERATED CELL DEATH 6-like. Gene Ontology annotation, cellular component: plasma membrane. The record is from RefSeq and is a predicted model, not a curated record. Lineage: Eukaryota; Viridiplantae; Streptophyta; Magnoliopsida; Gentianales; Rubiaceae. Gene Ontology annotation, molecular function: protein binding.
UUUACUGAUGGGAUCAGCUUCUUACUGAAAAAAUCAUAUAUUCUUGCUUAUUUGAGGGAUAGACAAGGUCUUCUCCCCAUUCAUAUGGCAGCGAGUCAAGGUCAUGUUGAUAUUAUUCAAUUAAUGGUCCAAGACCGGCCAGAUUCAAGGGAACAGCUCACUUUACAGGGCCAAAAUAUCCUCCACAUUGCUGCAAAAAGUGGAAAAUGCAGAGCACUUGAGCGUAUGCUCAAAAUGCCAGAACUAGAGAAACUUAUAAAUGAAAAAGAUGCAGAUGGAAACACCCCUUUACAUGUGGCUACAAUAUAUGGUCAUCCCAAGGUAGUGAGCAGUCUGACAUGGGACGAGCGUGUUAUCCUUCAGCUGGAAAACAAAGAUGGCCUAACUGCACUUGACAUUGCUGAGGAACAAAUGAAACCAUACAUGGCCUCAUUUCAGAAGCGUUUGACAUGGAUGGCCUUGAGAGUUGUGGGCGCUCCAAAAGCUCCCCAUUCUAAGUCUGUAACAGAUGUCAAUCUUAUGCUCGAAGAACAGCCAACAACAGAGAAUUACAGAGAUAAGGUUAAUGUGAUUCUGUUGGUAGCUACACUUGUGGCAACUGUGACCUUCUCUGCCGGUUUUGCAAUGCCAGGCGGUUACAAAAAUUCUGAUCCAAACCAAGGCAUUGCCAACAUGCUAGAAAAAGUCAAGUUUCAGGAGUUUGUUAUAUGUGAUUCUUUAGCAAUGUACAGCUCCAUUGCUGUGGCUGUUAUGCUCCUCUGGGCACAGUUGGGAGAUCAGAAGUCCAUGCACGUGGCCUUAAAGUUAGCAUUGCCACUGCUGGGGAUAGCACUUGCUAUGAUGUCAAUAGCAUUCAUGGCAGGAGUUUACCUGGUGGUCAGCAAACUCAAUUGGCUUGCCCAUUUUGUGUUGUUCAUGGGCUCGAACUUUGUCAUAGUGCUGGUACUGCUCUUCCUUCCACUCUGCUUUUUAGGUUCUUCGAACUAUCAUAGGUUUCGAUUCCUCUCCUAUUGUCCAUUCUGCUUGAUGCUGUAUGCACUGGGAAGCUAUGCAGAGAAUGAAGCUGCAGAAUAGAUGCAGUUCUUGUGGUUCUGUAAUCUGUUCACAGCCUCCGUUGAGGUCCUGUGAAUUCUCAGUUAGUGGACAGGUGUUGAGGCCAAUUAUGUGUUGGUCGACUAGUGUAUUUGGUUCAGUGGUUUGGCUCUAAGAGGAUUCCACUGAGAAAAGUCGCCAAAUCUGUAAGAUAAAUAAUGGGAUGUCUGCCAUGUAUUGGUUACAAGAAAUAGUUACAAGCAGAACAUCAAUUAUCUGUCAUUCUGUAAGAAGUGUAUAA